Scheffersomyces stipitis CBS 6054 is the source of this 881-nucleotide messenger RNA. RefSeq names its product 40S ribosomal protein eS6 (gene RPS6A). The record is from RefSeq and is a predicted model, not a curated record. Lineage: Eukaryota; Fungi; Ascomycota; Pichiomycetes; Serinales; Debaryomycetaceae. Gene Ontology annotation, biological process: translation. The transcript has 2 exons. Gene Ontology annotation, molecular function: structural constituent of ribosome. Gene Ontology annotation, cellular component: ribosome. Bases 15 to 725 code for a protein of 236 amino acids.
ACCAGUAGUUCAAGAUGAAGUUAAACAUUUCUUAUCCAGCCAACGGUACCCAAAAGUGUAUCGAAAUCGACGAUGAACACAAGUUGAGAGUUUUCUACGAAAAGAGAAUGGGUCAAGAAGUCGAAGGUGACUCUGUCGGUGACGAAUUCAAGGGUUACAUCUUCAGAAUCACUGGUGGUAACGACAAGCAAGGUUUUCCUAUGAAGCAAGGUGUCAUGCACCCAACCAGAGUCAAGUUGUUGUUGGCUAAGGGUCACUCUUGUUACAGACCAAGAAGAACCGGUGAAAGAAAGAGAAAGUCCGUCAGAGGCUGUAUCGUUGGUCAAGACUUGGCUGUCUUGGCUUUGUCCAUUGUCAAGCAAGGUGACUCCGACAUCGAAGGUUUGACCGACUCCACCACCCCAAAGAGAUUGGGUCCAAAGAGAGCCAACCACAUCAGAAAGUUCUUCGGUUUGACCAAGGAAGACGACGUCAGACAAUUCGUUGUCAGACGUGAAGUUACCAAGGGUGACAAGUCCUACACCAAGGCUCCAAAGAUUCAACGUUUAGUUACCCCACAAACCUUGCAAAGAAAGAGAGCUCUUAAGGCUCAAAAGGUCAAGAACGCUCAAUUGCAAAGAGAUGCUGCUGCUGAAUACGCUCAAUUGUUGGCCAAGAGAUUGCACGAACGUAAGGAAGAAAAGCUCGAAAUCAGAAAGAAGAGAGCUUCCUCUUUGAAGAACUAAGGAAGGUGAUCCCUAGAAGAUUAUUAUUGGUUACAUAACUUUAAUACUAAUAAAAUUCAUUGUAUGUCAUAAUGGUCUUUUAUUGUUGUCUUCCUUUCUUGUCAUUUCUUUACUUUAGUCUAUCUUGUGUAUUUAAUAAAAUAUAAAUAUCGGUAU